This is a messenger RNA of Solea solea (common sole), 849 nucleotides long. RefSeq names its product parvalbumin 5 (gene pvalb5). Bases 201 to 536 code for a protein of 111 amino acids. NCBI's taxonomy places the organism in Eukaryota, Metazoa, Chordata, Actinopteri, Pleuronectiformes, Soleidae. The record is from RefSeq and is a predicted model, not a curated record. The transcript is spliced from 5 exons. Gene Ontology annotation, molecular function: calcium ion binding. Gene Ontology annotation, cellular component: cytoplasm; nucleus.
AUCUGCUCCGACCCACUGAUGAAGAAGGAGGAGGAGGGAUUCUUUAGCUUGGGGUAAAUCUCCCUGGGUUUGAGGACAGUCAGGUUGCUUCUUGCACUCUGAAUCACAAAGCUGAGAGAGAGUGUUGGUGGCUCACUGGCACAGAGAGGCAGAGAUUUGCACCGAAACCGUCACCUGAAGCACAGCAGCCACAGAGGGGCAUGGCAUUUGCAGGGAUGCUGAGUGAGGAGGACAUCAAGGCUGCGGUCCAGGCUUGUCAAGCUCCAGGCACAUUCAAAUUCAGGUCCUUCUUUGCACAAGUGGGACUCACCGGCUCAUCUGAGGCGGAUGGAAAGAAAGUCUUUGAAGUCCUGGACCAAGACCAGAGUGGAUACAUUGAGGAAGAGGAGCUAAAACUUUUCCUUCAGAAUUUCUCUCCGGGGACAAGGGAGCUGACUGUGGGUGAGACCAAGACUCUUUUGGCUGCAGGCGAUAAGGAUGGUGAUGGCAAGAUUGGGAUGGAAGAAUUCUGCGAUCUCCUGAAAUUAAGAGAAUGACCACACGUGGCGACAGCUGGCUUUCCUUAUGUUGAAGAAUGACGUUUUUUUAAUGGAAAUCCCGACAUUGCAGACGGUGUGAUGCAAAGAACUUCAGAUAUAAUGUAAUGUAAUGUCUGCUGUUUCCCUUGUUGUUGUGAUACAGUGAUGCACAAUAUGUUUGGCAGACAUAAAGAUGGACGUAAAAUGUGUUUGUAUUUCAAGUAUGUGGUAUGUAUUAUUAAUACAUGUGUUUACUAAAUGUGAUAUUACUGUCUGUUUAUGUUGUCCCACUGUAAUAAAAAAUACAUAAUAAGAGUGCCCAUAGAUUGUC